CGCCACUUUCGGAUCUAUACUGUAAUGGUUGAAUAUUACAUUUCGACGUUUAAAUCCUGUUUACAGAGUAUUAGCUUGCGAAUAGACUAACAUCCGUGAUUGCAAUUGACUGCAGUUUCCAGGCAACGAAAUUUAUCGAUUUCCACAAGAUUCACACGAUUUUUUAAUGAAAAAUUUCUUUUAAAACUACGCUACUAUGAUUUCACGUCAGCUAUUUCGGUGUAUACAUACAAAUUAUUUGCUGUGUUACGCAUCAAAAAAGACAUUACUGAGCAAAUUACGCAAGAAAACAGGCUAUACCUUCACCAACUGCAAGAAGGCAUUAGAACUACAUGACAAUGAUAUUCAAAAAGCAGAGGACUGGUUAAAUGAACAAGCUCAGAAUCAUGGUUGGGCACAAGCAACUAAAUUGCAGUCCAGAAUAACUUCCCAAGGACUAAUAGCAAUGAUUACUAAUGAAAGUUAUGGAGCACUUGUGGAAAUAAAUUGUGAGACAGAUUUUGUUGCAAGAAAUAAAAGAUUCCAUGAGCUAGCAGAGACUGUUCUUGCUACCGUAUUGAAAGAAGGAAUAUCGAUAGAACAGACCUCUCUUGUGAAUAGAACUAUGUUAUAUCCAGACACUAUAAAUGAUUUAGUUGCAAACGAUGGUAAGAGUUUGAGUGACCAUUCUGCUUUGGCCAUUGGAAACGUGGGAGAAAAUAUUAAUAUACGUCGUGCUAUAUGCAUGAGUGUUCAACAAGGCGUGCAUUUAUACGGUUGUACUCAUCCUGCUCCCUUGAAUCCUGUACCAUCAUCUUUUGGACGAUAUGGGGCAUUGGUGGCCUUAAAGUCUAAUAAAAAGAAUGAGGUUUUGGGAAUGCAACUUUGCCAACAUGUUAUCGGCAUGAAUCCAAUCAAGAUUGGGGAUAUAUCGGUUGAUAGACCUAAUGAUGAUGCGAACAGUGAAAAUAUUAUGCUGUUCCAAGAAUUUUUGCUCGAUCCAACUUUAUCUGUUCAGCAAUUAUUACAGAAUGAACAAGUUGAAAUUUUGGAUUUCGCACGAUUUGAAAUGGGUGAAGAACUCGAUAACAAAGAGUCAUUGGAUUCUGUAGAAAUUUGUGGUUAACACAAAGAAUAAAUCUACUACGCUUCGAUUUUGUACAUAUGUGAAACAAAUGUACUGUUGCUUCUUCAUGGUAAAAAAUAUACAAGCAUUUUACUUAUU
Molecule: messenger RNA, 1204 nt
Organism: Megachile rotundata (alfalfa leafcutting bee)
Lineage: Eukaryota; Metazoa; Arthropoda; Insecta; Hymenoptera; Megachilidae
Gene: mEFTs
Product: elongation factor Ts, mitochondrial
Biological process (GO): mitochondrial translational elongation
Molecular function (GO): translation elongation factor activity; protein binding
Source: RefSeq, a predicted model, not a curated record